GAGUUUGCCCUAAAAGAAAUCAUGUCAUCAGGAGGAGCUGAAGAUGAUAUUCCUCAAGCAGAGAGGAAAACAGUGACAGACUUUUGCUACUUAUUGGAUAAAUCUAAACAGCUAUUCAAUGGCUUAAGGGAUUUACCUCAGUAUGGGCAAAAGCAGUGGCAAUCCUAUUUUGGUCGAACAUUCGACGUUUACACCAAACUCUGGAAGUUUCAACAGCAACAUCGACAAGUAUUGGACAAUCGGUAUGGGUUGAAGCGGUGGCAAAUUGGGGAAAUUGCUUCCAAGAUUGGGCAGCUCUAUUACCAUUAUUACUUGCGCACUUCAGAAACCAGCUAUCUCAAUGAAGCUUUCUCCUUCUAUUCAGCAAUUAGGCAGAGGUCAUACUACUCCCAAGUCAACAAAGAAGACAGAUCUCUAAGUUGUCCCAGGUGGGUGAACUCUGAGCCAGCUGUGAUACCGUGUGAUGCAGUGGGGUCAGAUAUUGCCCACGAACUGUCAAAAGGUUUGAAGAGCCAGCUAUUAUAUCUGACUCCCAUGCCUGUUCUCAUGCCUGAAUUAGUGGUUAAGAAGCUGCGUUACUAUGCAAGGUUUAUAGUGGUUUGUCUCUUGCUCAACAAAAUGGAUGUUGUAAAGGACCUUGUAAAGGAGCUGUCAGACGAAAUUGAAGACUACACUCAUCGUUUUAAUACUGAAGAUCAGGUGGAGUGGAACCUGGUUCUUCAGGAAGUGGCAGCGUUUAUUGAGGCAGACCCUGUCAUGGUUUUAAAUGAUGACAACACCAUUGUAAUCACCUCUAACAGGCUUUCUGAAACAGGAGCUCCGUUGCUAGAGCAGGGGAUGAUAGUGGGACAGCUUGCUCUUGCAGACGCACUGAUUAUUGGAAACUGCAACAACCAGGUCAAGUUCAGUGAAUUAACAAUUGAUAUGUUCCGAAUGCUACAAGCGCUUGAAAGGGAACCGAUGAAUUUAGCUUCACAAAUGAACAAACCUGGAAUGCAGGAGGCAACGGAGAAACCAGCUAGGCGGGAAAACCCCCAUAAAUAUCUACUUUAUAAACCAACUUUUAGCCAGCUAUAUACAUUUUUAGCAGCAUCAUUUAAGGAGCUGCCUGCAAACAGUGUACUGCUGAUAUACUUGUCUGCCACGGGCGUGUUUCCAUCAGGUCGUUCGGAUAGUGAAGGUCCAUAUGAUUUUGGUGGUGUUCUGACAAAUAGUAACCGGGACAUUAUAAAUGGGGACGCUAUCCACAAGCGAAACCAAUCUUACAAGGAGAUGCACUGUCUUCACCCUGGAGAUCUCUACCCUUUCACAAGAAAGCCCCUGUUUAUCAUUGUGGACUCCUCAAACAGUGUCGCCUAUAAGAAUUUCACAAACUUAUUCGGACAACCAUUGGUGUGCUUGCUUUCUCCAACAGCAUAUCCAAAAGCAUUACAAGAUCAGUCUCAGCGGGGAAGCCUCUUCACCAUCUUUCUGAACAACCCUUUAAUGGCAUUCCUAUUUGUCUCUGGAUUAUCAAGCAUGCGCAGAGGAUUGUGGGAGAAGUGUCAAGAUUACCUUAGAAAAAUCAACAGAGAUAUUGCCCAGCUGCUGACCCACUCCCGAUCCAUAGAUCAGUCCUUUCUUCAGUUUUUUGGGGAUGAAUUUCUUCGCUUGCUUCUAACAAGAUUUAUCUUCUGUUCGGCUACCAUGAGGAUGCACAAAAUUUUCCGGCAGGAGACUCGAAAUUAUCCAGAAUCUUAUCCUCAGCUGCCAAGAGAUGAAACGGUGGAGAACCCUCACCUCCAAAAGCACAUUUUGGAGCUGGCUUCCAUACUGGAUGUUAGGAAUGUUUUCCUGGAAAACACCCUCGAUGACUAUUAAGAGAAACUGUCUUACUACAAAGGGGUUUCCCUGGCCACAGAUUUUGAAUGGUGCAGUUUUAUAAUGUGAAAAUCAUAAAAGGAAGUACUUGAUUUUAUUUUUAAAUUUAGGACCAUUAUUUUAAAAAGUAAUAAACAGCUGUUAGUUUGGCUGUUCCAUUCUGUAUGGGGUCAAUUUUAUAAGCAGAAGUUUUCAUGUCUUUUAAAUGUUAAGCUAAAGAGUCACUAGAGGUUUAUUUCUGGUCUUGUGGCUAUCAACCACAUUUCCAACAGCUGAUCCUAAGCAUAGAAGUAUUAUUGGUUACCUUUAGCCCACGUUUGUGGAAAUCCUUUAUUUUUAUACAAUUUUAAGAAAUUGGAAAAAAAAAAUCAAUAGAAAAACAAUAUUUUAUCCCCAAAGAGUCUGGAUUUGAAAUGGUAAAGAUGGAACCACGCAGUGCAGACCAACAAUAGCAAUAAAACAGAGUCCUUCAUAACAAAUAUAUUUUUUCAGUCAUAGGCAAGUAAGUAGACAAAACUGUGGACAAUUAAGUUGCAUUUGGAGCAGCAGGUUUGAAGUGAAGUUGUAAAGAUACUUAAUGCUCCCUACAAAUUUGACACAACAAUUUUUAUUAUGAACUUUCUACUGCUGGCCAAGGACGCUGCCUGACUGGGUAGAUGGUUAGCAGAUAAACGAAUUGCAAAACUUCAGAAAGCUAGCCCCCAUCUCUCACUGUAAUAUGGGUCAUCUUGCCAUUUGUAUUGCUGCCACAAUCCUCCAGGAGGAGAGGGCAUUCUUCAUUUUGAGGUACUAGACAGAAAUUCUUGCAUUUCCAGCAGGUGUUUUCCCUCCUUUCCGUGUGUGGAUGGAAUGUGUGGCUCCCACAGUGUUACCAGCCCCUGACAGGAGCUGAAUGUCCUACACAGUGCUGAAUACGAGCCCUUCCUCACUCAUUUAUCUGACCCAUCUGUGCUGGAUCCCUGUGCCCUAGGAGAGAUGCUGGUGCUCCUCUUGCAGCUUAAACAAAGUGGGUGCUGCCAUUAAGCCCUGUUAAAGUUUCACGUGCCCACCAUUACGUCUCAAUCCUAUCUUGGAGCCAGUGAAACCGAGGGGCUAUAAUUAUGUUUGGCAGCACUAUAGGCUCCCUCAGCCUAUAAUGCUCAGUCUGGGUGUGCUAAGGAGUACAGUGGCCUUGGUAAAGGUACUUGCUGGAGAAGGCUAUCCUGACUCCUGGGAAAAGUGCUGCUGGCUCAUUUGGACUGUACUGCCUUCCUUGCUGAGCUAGAGGACCUCUUGCAAGUCCUGACAGUGAAGGUGUGAGCAAGGAGAAGGAACUGAAAAUAUUUUAAACUGUUAAAUUAAAAAAUCUGUUUUCACUGUUCUGUGGGCUGCUACAAAAGUAGUGAAAGCACAAGUGGGAUCAGUGCUUUUAUGUUGAACACCUGCCAUGCCUCUGUUUUUAGGUGGAGAAAAAAAAAAAAUGCAGAACUUGUUGACUGCCGCAGUAUCAUGGCAGGCCUGUUUGCAGUGCUGUCAUACAAGGUAUGAUCUAGUCAGCCGCAAUAGCGAAGGGCAGUAAAUCAGCACUGAUGGGCCCCGUUCAGCUGAGGAGAGCGUGGUAUGGAACAGCAAGAAUUGCUGCAGUGUAGCUGGGAAGUUUGCAUGAAGGUUCGUUGUAGCUGGGCUGAAGCUCAUGCCAUCCAUUCUUUUAACUUCUCAAGUGUAAAAAAAUUCUGCGAAUGCUAGUGUUUGUUGAACACAGUGUUGAAGCUGGUAUAUUGAGUCCCCCACCACUUGGUGCUGCUCUUCUUUGGACUAUGGCAGGACUUCGUUACCUGGGAUGUGGAGUUUAUUUUAAAGAGUGUGUGUUUGUGUGUGUGCAUGUGUGUUCUAGGCGUUUGUGUGUAUAUGUACAAUACGCAUACAUCUACUGGCUGGUGUAAAUUGUAAAUAUGUAUAUAUGUAUAGGUACUUGUAUAUGUAUUAAAAAGAAUGAAACAGUACAGUGUCUAUAUACAAAAUUUAUAUAUACACACAUACGCCAUUUUGGGUGCAUUCUACAAGGUGUUGCAGAUCGUUUGUAGUUGUGGUAAAGGUUAUGGCUCUCCUGCCAUUGUAAUUCACUGUUUUCAGGGGCUUACACGUGGACCCUGAAGUGGUUCAUAACUGAUUUCAGGUACAGGAGGCCUUAGUUAGCCAGGGGGAUGAGUACUCCUGUAUGUAUUACAGUGGUAAGAUUCAAGUAUUCUUAACUGUGAAGCUGAUGAUCUGCCUUUCCUUCUGGUAGGAGGUCCCCAGUUACUAAAACAUGGGCUUGUAUGCAGAAGCUAAAGAUGCUGAAAGCCUUUACUGCAGCAGAAAGUGAGAGACGGGUUAUCUGUUACCCUGCCUGCUGUUCCUCCACCAGCAGUGUUCAACUUGCAUGGAAGAGGGGAAUUUAGUUUUCCCCAGCUCACUGCCUUCCAACCAAAUGCUUUUGUUUUGCUUUAGCUUUUGUGUUGAUGAAGCUAUUCUCGUUGUGGUUCUGUGUAUCUGGAACAGUGUGCUAUUUCCAAGCACAGGGGUGAUGCUGAUUCCGUUAGUGUGGGCGGGUGAACCUCUGUGGGAUGUUGCUUGUUAACUGACAGGGAAAGCCUCGGCGGUCCCAGUCUUCAUUUUAGCUGGGCUGAAGCAAGGAGCCCUUGCUUGUGAUCCGAGAGGCUUCUAAUCCACCUUGCAGCCUGAAGAAGAGGUUCUGUUUGCUUGUUACCAAUGUAGAUCUAAUCAGAGGAGAACGCACUUUUCUAAAAACAAAAACGCUGAAGAAGCUGGAAUGUCGGAGGAGAAUACAAGACCUUGAAAACUAGUUCAGAAGUCGAACUUAUCAGCGAUGACUGUCCAAGUCAAAAACUCAUUCUUGAGGUCCCUCAUUCUCUCACCUACUGAUCUUUGGUUUGGAAGGUACGCUGCUGGCAGGGAUAUUCGAAGAUAGAUUUCGCUCCUGUUGUGUCAGUAGGAGUACAGAAUUGUGCUUUGUAAGCGAAAGGCUGAUACCAUCUGCCUGCCCUAGCUGUAGAUAGGAUGAGUAUGUCUUGGGUUUUGAGCCAGCCCCUUCCUUCCCACCCAAAACAACUGCAUUCAAGAUGAAAAUACUGGUAUUUUCCUCUCCACGUAAAAUCUUGUCUUGUUCGAACUUACUAAGUCAUUCUAAACUUGUGCUACUGUGUGCUGUGUACUAUGGUCGUAGGUACCCUCUUGAUGUAUGCUUGUGUGUACUGAAGAAAAAUUUGGUUUAUGUAUCUAGCAGUCCUCACUGUGAAAGUGAAGCAAAGACUAAACCAUUUUUAAGAGAGAAGAGAACAAAUCCUUUUCCUCUCAGGCCUAAUGCCUUCCCUCUUGUUUGCUCUCCCUUUCUCCGUGUAUCUUUAUUGCUUGAGUUAGCGGAGGAGACUUGCCACCACCAGGCAAUACCGAAUUAAUGGGGAGAGGAGAAUGUGGCCAGGGCUGAGCAUGUCCUUACUGGAUUGCUUCUGCCUAGCUCCCUACUUGCUGCACGUGGUAUGUUCAGCUGAGUCCUGCUCCCACAGGAGGCACCUCUGUACUCUGUUCAAACCGGCUCAAACAUCUAGCCAAAGUUACUGCUGAUGCCUUUUGUUUUUUCCCCUUCUCAAAAUAACAGUGAGGGGGGAAUACAGGGUUAUGAGUCUUUAAUGCUCUGGUUUUUAAUCACUCUCGGGACGUGAUGUGUCAUUUAGCUUCACAUGCAAACUAAAUGGAACACCAGCUUCUGUGAGCUGGGCAAACUGGACUUGCUCCCUGGAGUGCUUUUUCGAAGUUUCAGGACAGUUCAUCAAAAUAACAUCCAUCAAGUCAUGACUUGCUAAACCCCUCAAGACUGUUCCCCAGGGAGGCGUGCAGAGAUGUCUUUUAAGGAUCAUAGGAAAUAGAUGGGGGGGACACAGCAAAGUAGGCUUCAAAUAAUCAUCUUCCAAAGCUACAACCUCAGUAGCUCUGGUCAGGCUUCUCCUCGAAGGACGGGAUGAAAGCGCUGUUCCAAGAUUCGUCCCUGGCAUGCUGUUGUGAAGCUCUCCCCUGCCCCGCUGCUUUCCUUGUGCUGUAGCUCCAUGCUGUGCUUCAGGUCUGCUUUUUCCUGAAAGCUAAAAAGCUCGGAAUCUGUCUAAACAACUUUUUUUUGUCUUGAGGCUUCUUUUGUAAAAGCUUUAUCUGUGUUAGAUCCUUCAGUAACUGUUCUGACUACAGGUCCCCAGCGACAGCAGUGGCAGAGCCCCUGUUUAGUCCUGCCCCCGUCCCAUGGUAGGUGGCUGCUUAGUGUCGGUACCUGAUCUGCGGUGGCUGGUGCCACUCCUGGGGCUGCGGGAGCUCCGCAGGCUCUAACAGUAAGGGGAAGAAAACCUGAUGCACAGAGCUGAAAGCUGCUCUGUGGCUCGGGAACCUUAGGCUCGCUGCAGUCAGCCUCUGCGUGAGGGACACUGGCAGAGAGGACAGCGGCAGAGAUCUCCAGAGCGGAGAUGAUACAUUCCUGAGGCGGCUCUCUUGUGUUUUUAGUAUCUGUGACUUUUAGAGCAAUACUCUUUCUGUGACCAAAUGUAUUGCAAGUGCUUUGAAGAGCUGGAUGUCCACAAACAGAGCAGGGGAGGAACGCAUCAGGCAUGUGUAUCUGCUUUAUAUUCAGAAGUGAAAGCAAGCUUUUUUUUUUUUUUUUUCCUCCUCCAAACUAUUACUCUGCCAAGACAGAGGAGAUUUCAAGGUUUCUGAAUUUGACAGAUUUUUUUGAGGGAUUAAGGAGUGUCUCUGCAUUCCCAUUGACUUGUUAACGUGCCAGCUGCACGCAUAGCUGUUUUGCUCGGAGAUCCCGGUUUCAUCCGCAGCGAGAGCAGGCUUCCCUGCCGCUUGCUGGCCCAGAGGAGCCCCCUGAGCAGCACAGAUCGUACCGCAUCUGGUAACCGCAGCUCUUCCUGUGAGAAUAAAAGCCCGUUGUGAGUAUCUGCCCCAUGGACUUUGCAGAUUUCUUUUGGCACGUGUUUAUUAUAAUCGCUUCUCGGUUGUCAGUGAGUUGUCAGGAGCAGGAUUCUGCCUCACGCAGGCUAAAAAGCACAGGUUGCUCCUGCCCUGGCCCCGGCUCGGCGCGAAGGCCGAGGGGAGCAUAAGGUGGGAGAGGGAGGGGGGGUCCUGGCAAGGCAGAGGAACUGUGCCCCAAACAGCCCAGCUGCAGAGGGAAAAGGAGCAGUUUGCCUCUCUUAAGAAUCAGAUUAUUUAUUACCAAAAGUAAUUUUAUAGUGAAUCGGUUUAAAGUUAUUUUACAGCCAUGUGCCUGUAUAUCAUAUUUUGGU
This is a messenger RNA of Egretta garzetta (little egret), 7169 nucleotides long. RefSeq names its product suppressor of cancer cell invasion (gene SCAI). Bases 22 to 1860 code for a protein of 612 amino acids. Gene Ontology annotation, cellular component: nucleus. The transcript is spliced from 17 exons. The record is from RefSeq and is a predicted model, not a curated record. Gene Ontology annotation, molecular function: transcription corepressor activity. NCBI's taxonomy places the organism in Eukaryota, Metazoa, Chordata, Aves, Pelecaniformes, Ardeidae. Gene Ontology annotation, biological process: DNA-templated transcription.